Messenger RNA from Notothenia coriiceps (black rockcod), 1216 nucleotides. RefSeq names its product caskin-1-like. Gene Ontology annotation, molecular function: protein binding. The transcript is spliced from 9 exons. The annotation marks the transcript as partial. The record is from RefSeq and is a predicted model, not a curated record. Lineage: Eukaryota; Metazoa; Chordata; Actinopteri; Perciformes; Nototheniidae.
GAUGUUGCUGCAACACCAGUCCAACCCGUGUAUCUCGGACUCAGCUGCAAAAACACCACUGGACCUCGCCUGUGAAUUUGGACGUGUCACAGUGGUCCAGCUCUUGCUCAGCAGUAACAUGUGUGCAGCCAUGCUGGAACCAAAGCCCACCGACCCAAACGGAGUGUCACCUCUUCAUCUGGCUGCCAAGAACGGACACAUCGAUGUCAUACGGUUGCUGAUCCAGGCUGGAAUAGAUAUCAACCGACAGUCUGAGUCUGGCACAGCGCUACAUCAGGCAGCCCUCUGUGGGAAGACAGAGGUUGUGCGUCUGCUGCUGGAUAGUGGCAUCAGUGCAGGGGUGAGAAACACUCUGAGUCAAACGGCCCUGGACAUUGUUAACCAAUUCACCACAACACAGGCCAGUCGAGAGAUCAAACAACUACUGAGAGAUGCCUCGGCUGCGAUGCAGGUGCGUGCUCUGAAGGAUUACUGCAACAACUACGACCUGACCAGCCUCAACAUCAAAAAUGGAGACAUUAUCACGGUUUUGGAGCAGCACUCUGACGGCCGAUGGAAAGGCUGCAUACAUGACAACCGCACAGGAAAUGACCGUGUGGGCUACUUUCCCUCCAACAUGGUGGAAGUCAUCAAGAGGGCAGGUCACUCCCCCUCCCUGCAGUGCCACACCCUCCUGCUCCGCAGGGCCAACCCCUGUCCCAUUGCCGCCGUCAACGGAAACUCAUACCCCCCCUCCAAAGUCCUCCCCCUGCAUCUGCCUCCCCCUCCUCUAAACCCCGACACACAAUCCCUCGCUCGUUUCUCCUCCUUUGGGUACGUUCCUUUUCCCAUCUCUCCUCCUUCUCUAUCCACUUCUCACCCUCCGCCUCCGCCUCCUCCUCUUCCUCCUCCCCCUCCUUUCUCCACUUCUCCGGAGCAGCAGAGUCAAAAAGGCUCACGGACAGCAGAGCAGAGUCCUCAGGGCUCUCCAACUCUGGGACAUCCGAGUGGGGCCAAUGAGGACAUCUGGGUGCUGCGCAGACCGCUGGCAGGUGGCGAGCGCAGUGGCAGUGUUGGCAGCCUCGGCAGUGUUCGCUCCACCAGCAGCUUGCAGAGCUCUGGGAACACACACGUUCUGACCACCCCGGCCCCAAGUCCACUGCCCGCACACACACCGGGGGUCAACACACACGGCCUUAACGCCCCGGGCCUGCAUGCACAAUCUGAAGGAGUGAAG